AUGGAAGAAUAUCUUGGAAUUAUUAAACAUGCGAAAAUAAAAGUUUUAAAAUAAAAGCAUGAAAAUGAGUUAGAUUAAGUACAUAUAUAGGUUAAAACUCAAGAUUAUGAUCCUAUCUCAGGAAAUAGAAAAACAAAUAGUCAAGGAGAAUUUAUUACAUUCUUAAUUAAAGAUUUAUAUGAUAAUUAUGAUGGAAAAGUAAAUGAAUUUUUAUGGAGUGAUUAAGGAAAGAAAAAAGAUUUAAUAUUAAUUAAAGGAAAAGCAGGCUCAGGAAAAAGUAGAGCAUCACGUAAUAUUGAAGAAUUAAUAUAGAUUAUACGAUUUCACCGAAUUGGAUUCAAAUUUAUGUAUCACUUCCUUCGUUAAAAGAUCCUCAUCACAAUUUAAUUGAUUAGGCUCUUAAAUCUGAAAAUUACAACAUUGAUAAUAUUUAAAUAAGAGAAUUUAAAGAUGCUGUCAUAAAUGUAAAACUUAAGAUAGUGUUAAUACUUGAAAGCUAUGAUGAGAUGAAAUUUGAUUGUAUUGCUCUAUCAAACUAAUAGAAUGGCUUAAGAUCUUAAUCUCUAAGCAUCAGGAUAAACAGUAAAAGAGAUUAUUACUACAAGAGAAGAAAUUUAAAUUCUAUUGGAUAUUAAACGUGGUUUUAUGGUUAGAAUAUAGAUACCCUUAAAGAAAUUGAAAUAUUACCUUUUAGUUAUGAGUAGAGUUCUUAAUAUAUUAAACAAUAUGUUGAAAUAAGUGUGAAGAGGACAAUUAAAAAGUUUUAUUAAUUUCUCAAAUAAUUGAAAGGAUAAAACUUUUCAUUAGAGUAAUUUAAGUUGAUAUGGAAUCAAUUAGAAAAUAUAAUUAAUUCGAUGGUAUUAUUAUAAUAAAAUUCUGAAGUUUUAUUUUCAAGUUAAGAUGUUGAUACAUAAAAUAAAUUUAAGUAGUAUAGUUUAUUACUUUUAUAAAAUCAAAUUAGAUGGUAUCUUUAAAAAAGGAACUUCUUUAAUUGUGGGGAGAGUAAAAAUUCUUUAAGUAAUUAAUAAUGUGAAUAUAAAUCAUUUAUUGACAACUCUAUUUAUGAUGGAAUAAUUGUAUAUGUUUUACCAAACAUUUCAUAAUUUUUCUCAAAACCUAACUUAAUAAGAGAUCUACUUAAAAGAAUUAUAUGA
Messenger RNA from Paramecium pentaurelia, 1154 nucleotides. Lineage: Eukaryota; Ciliophora; Oligohymenophorea; Peniculida; Parameciidae. The record is from the annotation of a GenBank genome assembly.